Messenger RNA from Trametes versicolor FP-101664 SS1, 276 nucleotides. RefSeq lists its product as uncharacterized. The annotation marks the transcript as partial. The record is from RefSeq and is a predicted model, not a curated record. NCBI's taxonomy places the organism in Eukaryota, Fungi, Basidiomycota, Agaricomycetes, Polyporales, Polyporaceae. The transcript has a single exon.
GGUAUGCAGUUGCCCGGAGCGCUGCGUGGACGGUACACUGAGGACGCGUUCUUCCGAAAGAUCUCCGCAGAACCUGCCCAGUUCCCUCAUUUCCAAUCAGUGGAUGGCCUCAUAUACAAGAAAGACGAUGGGGCUUACCGUCUGUGUAUACCCGAUGUCCUGUUUGGCUCUCGCAGGCUGCGCGAGGUUAUUAUCCGCCAAGCACACUCCAUACUUGCGCAUCUGGGGACAAAGAAGACGUUAGCUUACUUGCGUGACGAAGUCUGGUGGCCCACC